AUGUUAGAUCCUUCGGCGAGUCGGCGCCAGCAGCCCAUGGACUCGUCCGCCGUCUACUCCCACUCCCGCACCCGCACCGUCUCCUCCAACACCUUUCCUCUGCCCAUCCAGAGCCCGACGCCGAUGCACCUUGCCCACGCACAAGGCCACCCGCAACAACAUAGCCGCCGCUCUCCCUCCGUCAACACCUUCAGCACCACGUCGAGCGUGCCCCCUCCCGCCGCCUACCGCACCUCUCCCACAACAGACCUCCGCCGCUCGACGUCUUCGAGAUCAGGCGGCGGCUCUCCCCAGCCCACAGGCUACGUCGCCCUCCUCCGCAAGCAGAAGGCGACGGUAUGGUGCGAUCGUGCCCAGUACGAAGACCCCCGCCUGCUGGCCCAGCAGCGUGCCGCCAAGAUGCGUGCCACCCUCGAGGUCAUCGGCGGCCAGCGCACCUCCUCCGGCCUCGCCGCCCCCAGUGGAAGGACGAGCACCGGCAUCUCUGCUACGGGCAAGGUUGCCGCCAAGAUCCGCCACCACGGCAAGCCCGGAGUCGUCGGCUACGCCCCGGACCACCACGUCGGCGUCGGCGGUGUCCCCAUGCGUCUGUCGGCGACAGAGGUCGAGGGCGAGGACAGCGACGACGACGACCCGCGUCUGCACCACCGACGCACCGGUAGCAGCGGCCGCAGCAGCACCGCGAGCCGUCGUGGCCCCGGCUACAGGUCUUCUGGCGGCCUGGGCAGCGGCAGCGGGAGGAGAUGGAGCCCCGGUGACACCCCCGAGAGGACCGGCAGCCUGGUUGAGGAGAAGCAGGAGGACACGCUGGGCGACAAUGCUAGUGGCAGGGCCAUGACGACUGGGUCGUCCGGAAGCAGCGCCGAGAGGGCCGACAACGUGGGCGAGCUGGGCGCCCUGGGCCACGAUGCCGCCAGGCUGGCCAGCAACUCUCUCAUGCAUUCUACCGUCACCCGCGAGAAGAGCGUCAAGGGCGCCGACGAUCUCCGUAGGAGGGGAAGCGUCGACGAGCGCACCUCGACGCUCACGGGUGGCCGCCUCUACAUCGCCAACCCCGACUAA
Messenger RNA from Colletotrichum karsti, 1062 nucleotides. RefSeq lists its product as uncharacterized. The coding region runs from base 1 to 1062 and encodes 353 amino acids. NCBI's taxonomy places the organism in Eukaryota, Fungi, Ascomycota, Sordariomycetes, Glomerellales, Glomerellaceae. The record is from RefSeq and is a predicted model, not a curated record. The transcript has a single exon.